AUGUUUGAAUAUUCCACCCUCUGCGAAGCCUGGCAAGAGCGAGGUGCUUGCACUCAUAAACUCGCCCACCACCUUUUAAUUACACCCACAAAGAAAACUAAACUGAAGGACGAUGAGCAAAAUUACGAGAAGCUAAAAGAGGAAAUCCUGAACAAACAGAUAGCUGCGCUGGAGAAACUGAAAAAAGAUGAAGCGUUUCGAUUGUUCAGCAAACUGGAGCGGAAACACGGGGAUUAUCUGCCUCUCCAUGCCGCCUACUUGAGAAAUAUCGACGGGAUAUCCUUGAAGCGAGUUCUCUUGCCCGCCGUAAGCUCCUUAAGUGCAGGCAGCGUUCUUGAAACACAUGUUCUAAGUCUCGAACUUGACCGGGAAGGCGCCCGCCGGGAGCCUGAGAGGCUGAAGGAAGUGCUCAACAUUUGCGAUAAAAUUAUUGAGAAAGUCGACCAGUCUGGUCUCGCAGCCUUCUACGGAAUAAAGCAGCCCGUAGACAACAGCGAGUCAAGAAGGCUUAAAAAGGAAAAGGACGAGACGGAAGCCAUUUUCGUCGAAGCCCUCAUCCGGAAGGCAUAUGCGCUCCUUGAGUUCGAGGAUUUGGGCUGCGAAGUAAGAUCGACCGUCGAAAGACGGGAGGAGCUCAUGAAGCUUCUCAACCAAUGGUGUUCUGCGAAGAGCCCUCAACAUGAGGCCAGUCAACUACUGAACGCCGAGGUAGAAUUGCGCAGGGGCCAAUAUGGAUUGGCCAUGAAGACAAUGGACGGCAUCUACCAGGAACUGACCGACAGGGAUCUGAGAGCAAAGGCAACCGCGUGGAAAGUGUGCACCCUUCACCGUGCUGGUUGGCUGCACUGCUCUCAUGUCGAAGCCGGCAUGUACUACGCCCAGUUUCCGGCGACAGUGCCGCUCAUGUACUGAGGGACAAGCAAAUAAAGCCACGUGGCCAGUCC
This is a messenger RNA of Zophobas morio, 944 nucleotides long. RefSeq lists its product as uncharacterized. The transcript is spliced from 5 exons. Bases 1 to 912 code for a protein of 303 amino acids. The record is from RefSeq and is a predicted model, not a curated record. NCBI's taxonomy places the organism in Eukaryota, Metazoa, Arthropoda, Insecta, Coleoptera, Tenebrionidae.